This is a messenger RNA of Arthroderma uncinatum, 1014 nucleotides long. RefSeq lists its product as uncharacterized. The coding region runs from base 1 to 1014 and encodes 337 amino acids. Gene Ontology annotation, biological process: secondary metabolic process. NCBI's taxonomy places the organism in Eukaryota, Fungi, Ascomycota, Eurotiomycetes, Onygenales, Arthrodermataceae. The transcript is spliced from 2 exons. The record is from RefSeq and is a predicted model, not a curated record.
AUGGUGUCACUAGCAACAGUUCGAGCGUCGAACCAAGGCCUCAAAGCCGCAAUCCCUGGCCUCACAGCAUUAUUCGUUGGAGGUACAACUGGCAUUGGCCAGAGCACUCUACGCCAACUCGCAAUCCAUGCGGAAAAGCCAAAGGUAUACAUCAUCGGCCGAAGCGAAUCAAAGGCAUCACCAUUCCUUGAAGACCUCAGGAAACUCAACCCUCAGGGGAGCUUUAAUUUCAUCGAGCAAGACGUUUCACUCAUGCGAAACGUGGAUUCCGCCUGCGAAGCAAUUAAGAGCAAGGAGGGAAAGCUGAAUUUACUCUUCAUGACACCUGGCGGGAUCUCUCUAUCUGGAAGACAAGAAACUAGUGAAGGAAUCGACCAUCUCUUCGCUCUCCGAUAUUACUCUCGCAUGCGCUUCAUUCAGAAUCUUCUGCCGUUGCUCGAUUCUGCCACUCCAGCAAGAGUCAUCAGUAUCUUUGGAGGAGGUUUCGAGUUUGGUGUCAAUCCCGACGAUCUAGAUCUUAAACACAACUACUCAAUCAUCAAUUGCGCAAAGCAUGCUAUUACCAUGACGUCAUUGGCCAUGGAACAUCUUGCUUCCUCACACCCAUCCGUGAGCUUCAUGCAUAUCUAUCCUGGCCUGGUGCGGUCAAAUAUCUACACCAACAGCUUCCCUCCCCCCAUGGCAGCAUUCUACAAUUAUGUUGCAUGGCCGAUGAUGUGGCCAUUCUCAGUCAAUGUGCAAGAGUGUGGAGAACGUCAUCUCUUCCAUCUUACAUCGGGUCUAUAUGCGCCUAAGAAGGGUUCUUCCCCGGCCGAGGGUGUUCCUGUCCCAGGAGGGUUGGAGGGAGCCAUUGGAUCUACAGGGCAAGUCGGGGGUGGUGCAUACCUCUUGAACUGGAAGGGAGAGGGGAAACAGGCACCGAAGACUAUGCAGAAGUACCGGGAAGAGGGGAUGCCCGACACUGUAUGGAAGCAUACGGUAGAUCUAAUUUCUCGCGCCGCCGGAGAUGCAUGA